Fomitopsis serialis is the source of this 291-nucleotide messenger RNA. RefSeq lists its product as uncharacterized. The annotation marks the transcript as partial. The record is from RefSeq and is a predicted model, not a curated record. Lineage: Eukaryota; Fungi; Basidiomycota; Agaricomycetes; Polyporales; Fomitopsidaceae. The transcript has a single exon.
UAUGAACAUCCGUUGAAGCAAUCGAACCCACUUGUGGUAGUCGCGAUCUUCCUCGCCCUCGUUCUGCAACUUCUCGGAGGCGUCACGCGCCAAAUGUGCAACUUCACGCUUCACGUUCUCAAAACGUUCAGCGAGAUGGCCAUCGGACUGAAUGGACCACCUAGUCCCAUGGAUCAGAAGGUCCUUAUAGAGUUUCCUACCGACAUCCGCACAGUGCGACGGCUGUUCGACCUGGAUCCCAUCGUUACCGACUGGGCAGCAUGCCCCGUCUGCUCCAUGACUUACGAGCCU